AUGCCCGAUAUGGUAAAUGCCAUCGUCGAAGCCCAGCUCAGUCUCGACCGUCUGCGCGACUUUUUGCUGGACGACGAGCUGUCGGUGGUCGGCUCGGGACCGCUGACUUCUGCCGGCAUUCGCUUGACCAACGUCACAUUACAAUACCCCCACACAUCUGCGACAGUGUUGAAAGACGUGACGCUGGCCGCGUCCGACGGCGCGCUCGUGGCGCUCGUAGGGGCCACCGGAUGUGGCAAGUCGUCACUGCUGCGUGGCGUCCUCGGGGAAGCCCACGCCGUAGACGGAUCGAUCUACAAGUACGGCACGAUUGCGUACGUGGCCCAACAGCCGUUUAUCCUGAACGCCACCGUGCGCGACAACAUCCUCUUUGGGCUCCCAUUUGACCAUGCCCGGUACACCGAAGCCAUCGACGUGUGCUGCUUGGAAUCGGACUUGGCUACCUUGGGGGCCGGCGACGCCACAGAGAUCGGAGAAAAGGGCAUCACGUUGAGCGGCGGCCAAAGGACGCGCGUCGCCCUCGCCCGCGCCGUGUACCAGAACGCUGACGUGUACUUGCUGGACGACGUCUUGGCUGCCGUCGACAACGACGUCGGUCGCCGCCUCUUUACCCAAUGCAUCCAGGGGGUGUUGAAGCGUAAGGUGGUCGUGCUGGCAACCAACUCCCCCGCCGUCCUCCACGGCUGCGACCAAGUGGUCGUGCUGGGUGACAACCGCGUGGUAGCCUCCGGGUCUCUUCUGGGCGUACAAGACGUACCGUACAUGGCGGCCAUGCUACAGCACCAUGGGGCGUCGGUUGCAGAACCAUCGUCCGUCGAGGCGACGACGUCAACUGUCAGCGACUUGGCCGCGGGGGACACUGAAAUCCAACUCAACGUCGUUCCCAAGGCCAUCAUUCCUGCCAAAUCCAGUGGUGGAAAACUCGUCGAGAAGGAAGAGCGUGGUCGCGGCAACGUGGGCGCUGUGGUGUACAAUGUGUGGCUCCAAGCGUGCGGUGGGUGGCCGAUGGUGUCGCUGGUGGUACUCGUGUACGUGCUCUGCGAAGGGAUGAGUGUGGCUGCGAAGGUGUGGCUGUCGUACUGGUCCGAACACGUCGAUCCAGCUGCCAUGCGCGUGGACUUGCUCAUCUUUGUGGUGCUCCAGCUGGUAUCGGUCGUGUUCAUCUACUUGCGCGCGUACGUGCUGUACAUGGGCACUGUCCAAGGCAGCACGCGACUGUUUCGGCAGCUCCUGCUUCGCGUGCUGCACGCCCCCAUGGCGUUCUUCGAGUCGACGCCGCUGGGUCGCCUCGCCAACCGAUUUACGAGCGACGUGUAUGUGGCGGAUGAGACGCUGCCCACGACAUGGGGGGCGCUCUUGGUCACGGCCAUCACGGUUCUGUACACGGUGGGCACGAUUGUGGGUGUCACGCCGUUGUUUGCUGUUAUUUUGGUGCCCAUCGCCAUGGGGUACAUUCAAUCCCAACGGUACUACAUCCAAACGUCGCGGGAGCUGCAGCGCCUCGAGUCCAUCUCCAAGUCGCCCGUGCUGUCGUUGUUUGGGGAAACCGUCGAAGGGAUCAGCAGGAUUCGGGCUGGGGACGGCGCUGCCGGAGCGUUCAAAGAGCGCAUGCAUAUGUUGGUGGACCGCAACGUCCAAGCGCUAUUCCUCAACUUUAGUGUCAACUGCUGGCUGUCGGUUCGUCUCGAGUUUGCCGGCACUGCCGUCGCGUCGUUUGCUGGCUUGUGUGCCGUGUGGCAGCAUGGGUCGGCAACGUCUAGUCUGUUUGCAGGACUCGCUGGCGUGUCCCUUUCAUAUGCGUUUACUAUGACCAAGUACCUGUCCCAGUCUGUGACCAACUACAGCAGCCUGCAGACGCAAAUGAUCUCGAUCGAGCGCAUCGACGAAUAUAUUCAAUUGCCCCUGGAACAAAGUCAACUACUAGCCGUGUCAGCCCCUCCAUCUUCGUGGCCACAAACCGGCACGAUCGAGUUUAUGGACGUCAACUUGCGGUACCAACCGCACAUGCCCCGUGUGCUGGACCGUUUGUCCUUUACAAUCCCGUCGCAAGCCAAGAUUGGAGUCGUGGGGCGCACGGGGGCUGGCAAGUCGAGUGUGAUGGCGGCGCUGCUGCGCCUCGUCGAGUUGGAAAGCGGCCGCAUCCUGCUUGACAAGGUAGACAUUGCGUCCCUUCCGCUUCAUACGCUGCGGCGGGCCGUGUCGAUCAUUCCGCAAGAACCGGUGCUGUUUUCCGGCUCCAUUCGCUCAAACUUGGACCCGUUUGCCUUGUACGACGACGCUGCGUUGUGGGCAGCGGUCAAGCAAGUGAACGUGGCGUCCGUCACGUCCCUGGACGACUUCGUGAACGAACGGGGCGGGAACUUUAGCGUCGGCGAGCGGCAGUUGCUGUGCAUCGCCCGCGCCCUUGUCAAGCAAUCCAAGGUCGUCUUGAUGGACGAAGCCACGGCGUCCGUCGACGUCAACACGGACCGCCUCGUCCAAGCGCGGUUCCGCGAAGCGUUUUCGACCUGCACGACGAUCACCAUUGCCCACCGCCUCGAUACGAUCAUGGAUGCCGAUCGGGUGUUAGUCAUGGACCAAGGCAAUGUCGCUGAAUUCGACGCCCCCGCUAUCCUGUUGCAGAACCCACAAGGCAUUUUCUACCAAUUGAGCCGACAAGGCACUACGAGCCAUAUGAUUGCGUAGUGUACUAGCAAGUACAUAUUAUGAAGUACCUUGAACUAACAUAUCAUUCCAACGGCAUGGUUACAAUGAUGUAAGCUUACUAAUGUUAGUAGUAAAGUUAG
This is a messenger RNA of Aphanomyces astaci, 2786 nucleotides long. RefSeq lists its product as hypothetical. NCBI's taxonomy places the organism in Eukaryota, Oomycota, Saprolegniomycetes, Saprolegniales, Verrucalvaceae. Gene Ontology annotation, cellular component: membrane. The transcript has a single exon. The record is from RefSeq and is a predicted model, not a curated record. The coding region runs from base 1 to 2685 and encodes 894 amino acids. Gene Ontology annotation, molecular function: ABC-type transporter activity; ATP hydrolysis activity; ATP binding. Gene Ontology annotation, biological process: transmembrane transport.